Molecule: messenger RNA, 1765 nt
Organism: Juglans microcarpa x Juglans regia
Lineage: Eukaryota; Viridiplantae; Streptophyta; Magnoliopsida; Fagales; Juglandaceae
Product: oligouridylate-binding protein 1-like
Exons: 12
Coding region: 255-1505 (416 amino acids)
Cellular component (GO): cytosol
Molecular function (GO): mRNA binding
Source: RefSeq, a predicted model, not a curated record
AACCCGUGUCCGUGGCUCCCCUUUUUACUCAAAACUCUAUCGGGACUCUCGAGUCUCUUCCCCCCUAUUAUCUUCGUCGUUGUUUCAUUCUCGCCCUCUCUUUCGGGGGUUUUUCUUUUUUUUCCUUUUUCUUUUUCGUUUUUCUUUCUCUCCUUCUUCCGUUUUUUUUUCCUUUUUAAUUUGUUUCCCUUUUUUGUUCGAUCGAAACCCAAACCCUAGAAUUAACCUUCAAUAAUCCCGACCACCUGUGAAAGAUGCAACCGCAGAGGCUCAAACAGCAGGCGAUGAUGCAGCAGUCACUGUACCACCACCCUGCACUCUUGGCGGCUACAGCCCCUCAGAUAGAGCCUAUCUUGAGUGGAAAUCUGCCUCCUGGGUUUGAUUCAAGUACAUGCCGCAGUGUGUAUGUAGGAAACAUUCACCCGCAGGUUACCGACCUCCUCCUUCAAGAAGUUUUUGCAACCGCUGGUCCACUUGAAGGAUGCAAGCUCAUCAGGAAAGAGAAGUCAUCAUAUGGUUUUGUCGACUACUACGACCGUAGAUCAGCUGCGCUUGCUAUUGUGACUCUUAAUGGGAGGCAUCUGUUAGGGCAGCCUAUCAAAGUUAAUUGGGCAUAUGCAAGUAGUCAAAGAGAGGAUACAUCAGGUCAUUUCAAUAUUUUCGUAGGUGAUCUUAGCCCCGAAGUUACUGAUGCCACAUUAUAUGCUUGUUUUUCUGUAUACCCCAGUUGUUCAGAUGCAAGGGUCAUGUGGGAUCAGAAAACUGGGCGUUCAAGAGGUUUUGGAUUUGUUUCUUUUAAGAAUCAGCAGGAAGCCCAGAGUGCAAUAAAUGACUUAAAUGGAAAGUGGCUUGGAAGUCGACAGAUACGAUGCAACUGGGCUGCCAAAGGUGCUAAUGCCGGUGAUGACAAGCAGAGUUCAGACUUAAAAAGUGUUGUGGAGCUAACAAGUGGAACAUCAGACGAUGGUCAGGAGAAGUCUAAUGAUGAUGCUCCGGAGAACAAUCCUCAGUAUACAACUGUUUACGUGGGCAAUCUUGCUCCAGAGGUUACUUCAGUUGAUCUCCACCGUCAUUUCCAUGCCCUUGGUGCUGGAAUCAUCGAAGACGUUCGCGUGCAAAGAGACAAAGGUUUUGGUUUUGUGAGAUUUAGUACGCAUGCUGAAGCAGCUCUGGCUAUUCAGAUGGGGAAUGCUCGGAUCCUCUAUGGCAAACCAAUAAAGUGCUCAUGGGGUAGCAAGCCUACACCACCAGGGACAAGUUCUACUCCUCUUCCCCCACCAGUGGCAGCACAUAUGCCAGGUCUUUCAGCCGCUGACAUUGCAGCCUAUGAACGACAAAUAGCAUUAAGCAAAAUGGGGGCAGCGCAGGCGCUAAUGCAUCCGCAGGGCCACUACACCCUUAAGCAGGCAGCCAUGGGAAUGGGUUCCGCUGCAGCCAGUCAGGCUAUCUAUGAUGGUGGUUUCCAGGGUGUAGGAGCGGCCCAGCAGCUCAUGUAUUACCAGUGACUAUAAGUGAAGUACUCCCAUAAUGCACCUCCGCCGUGGAGGAGUACCUUAUCUUAAAAGACACAUAUGUUUUGCUUUUUUCUUUUUACUUAUUAAUUGCUUUUUAAUCUUUUUCUCUACCUUUUAUUACUGGUUUUGUUGUUGUACUUACGUUACUUUUGCUUUGUGUGCGAUGAUAGCGUCACCAGUUUUAUGUGUGGUUGUGAUUAUGUAAUUUGGCUAUUAGGGAUAUUAUUCCAGGGACAGAUUUUCUUUGGUUA